Molecule: messenger RNA, 1095 nt
Organism: Hemibagrus wyckioides
Lineage: Eukaryota; Metazoa; Chordata; Actinopteri; Siluriformes; Bagridae
Gene: uts2r4
Product: urotensin-2 receptor 4
Exons: 1
Coding region: 1-1095 (364 amino acids)
Biological process (GO): blood vessel diameter maintenance; neuropeptide signaling pathway; regulation of blood pressure
Cellular component (GO): membrane
Molecular function (GO): urotensin II receptor activity
Source: RefSeq, a predicted model, not a curated record
AUGAGCUUGGUGCCCAAUGCCAGCAUCUCUGUCCCUUCCAACUCGGGCACCAGUGGAACAGGAAGUGGCUCAAGCGGAGGUGGAACAGGCAACGUGUGGGUAACUCCUCUUCUCGGUGCUACUCUGAUCACCAUGUGCAUCCUUGGUGUGGUAGGAAAUGUUUACACGCUGGGUGUGAUGCGCUCUGCAGUUUUGCGGCGCUCUGGGUCCAUGUAUGUCUUCAUUGUUAAUCUGGCGGCAGCUGACCUUCUCUACCUGGGCACCAUUCCAUUUGUGGUAUGCACCUAUUUUUUCCAUGACUGGUACUUUGGUGAGACAGGUUGUCGGGUCCUGCUUAGCCUCGACCUGCUCACCAUGCAUGCCAGUGUCUUCGCCCUUGUGGCCAUGAGCCUUGAACGGUAUCGUGCCGUGGCAUCACCAUUCCGUGCCCGUCGCUCUGCCACUGACUCCGCCCGACGUCACUGGCUAGCAGCUCUUGCCAUCUGGGGUGCUGCCUUGGCACUCACACUACCCAUGAUGGUGAUGAUCAGGCUGCGGGAGGGGCGUCCAGGAGCCUCCGGUCUUGUCAAGCGCAUCUGCUUCCCCACAUGGACGCCUGAGGCAUUCAAAGCCUACCUCACUGUUUUGUUUUUCACUAGCAUGUUGGUGCCAGGGCUAGUCAUGGUGGUCCUGUACACAGGGUUGGCACGACACUACUGGAUAGCGCAGUCCAACCUCACACGUGGAGGAGCAGGAAACAGGAACAGCAUCCGUCUUUCCACCUCUUCUUGCCCGUCUAGGCGAAAAAGGCUUAAGCACAAGGUGGUCUGCAUGAUCUUUUGCAUCGUCGUGGCUUAUUGGGCAUGCUUCCUGCCUUUUUGGGGGUGGCAGAUGGCCAAAUUGUUCUCAGCCGAAUCCCUGCGCUCACUGACACCUGCCACACACACCUAUGUCAAUUUCUUUGUUACGUGCCUUACUUAUGGCAACAGUUGUGUGAACCCACUGCUCUACACAUUGCUCACCCGCAAUUAUAAAGACUACCUGGCGCAGAGGGGACAGGCUUCAAGCUCCAGCCGCGUCGACCAGGGCUCGGGGUCAGGGAUCAAUGAUCUGUAG